CUAUAGGGAGCACUUGAGAAACACCAGACAGCUCAUGGUCAGCUGUCUGAUGGGAAUGAAAUAAAAACAUAUAUAUCACCUCCCAGAAAACUACACGGAUUCUACUUUAUGUCUGGCAAUGAGACGGCAAUUCUGCAUCAGCUGGCGAUUUUAGUGGUAUGUCAUGGCUUAGCAGUGGGUCAGAUCUCUUCUUAUUACUUCCUAGUCCAAAGACCUAUGCCAUGGGUCAAAGCCCAGGAGUUCUGUCAGAAGUACUAUGUGGACCUUGCUGUCCUGACCACAGAGGAGCAGUACUUCAGUGUCCUGAAUGCUACUCCUGCCACAAAAGUCAGCUUUUGGCUUGGUCUGAAACGCCAGAGUGUCUCCAGUGACUGGCAGUGGGUGAAUGGGGAACAACUGGGCUAUGAACACUGGUACAGGAGAAACAAUGAAGGCUGCUGUGCAAGUUUAGAGGCCAUGCUGGAAAAAGACAAGAACCUGUUGGCUCGCUACUGUAAGGAACCACACAUGGUUGUCUGUCAGGGUCCACAUUCCCCUCAGUCGGUGACAGUGGACUCAGUGGGUGCGGAACAUGUGAAUCUUAGUUGGAAUAUCUCUGCCUUUAUGCAGACGACACCACACAGUUACAAUGUGACCAUAUGUGACAGCAGAUGUGAGACAGUCUUUUACUCCUGCACCAAUGGUUCUGCAGCGAUGAGCAUCAGCAUCUCCAACUUAACAUCAGGCACAAAGUAUUUCCUACAUAUCUCUGCCUUUGUUGUUCGGCCUGACAGUGUUACUGGUGGAAACAUCAUCCUGCAGAGUAACCCUACAACAGUAGACGUUAAAACAGAUCACGAUAUCAUCUUUGCUGUUUUGAUGGUCAUUAAACUGAUGUUGCUUGCUCCUCCACUGUGGAUUCUUUAUCAUAUCCUUAAAAAAGCAGGUCGUUUUGAAGAAUCAAAUCAUUACAUCUCUCCAGUGUUGCUCUCAACUGAAGACACAAUUGUUGAUCUGGUCCCUCAGAAAACUCCAGGCAUUGGUUAAGACACGGAAAAAACAUAGUCUAGACAUUUGUAGAAAAAUCUCUUCAAAUGAAAAAUGCCAACACAAUGAAUAUAGAAUACAUGGAGACAGAUUCAUUUUUUAAAUAAACUGCUUCUCAUUUACAAAUGAAUCGUUAACCAGUGUGUAGAAAAUACUACAGUUAAACCUUCUUUUUUGAAACAUGGUAUGACCAACUUUUCUAAAAUACCUUUCGAUUUUUAUUAAAUUUGAUCCUAAAUGAGUGACUAAGACCACGAACUCAACAGGAUUGUGUUUUCCGUUGCCGUUUACCCACAGACUCAUAGUACCGAAAGCCUUUACGCAGCCACAGAUAUUGCAUUGUAGCGGCCCUUCACAUAGGAUGCAGGUUUAAGGCACUUUCACAUUGGCUUCAUCUUUAUAAACAGACAUCUACACUGUUGUUUUGUAUUGUAUGGUUGUACCAUUGGUCAUUCAGAUUAGUGAGCACAUGUGAAAAUAUGUGACCCUCAAAAUUUAAAAAAGUAGUCCCUGGAGUAUUUGUUAAAAGCAUUUUAUGCCUCUUUUUUUUUUUUUUUUUUUUU
This is a messenger RNA of Maylandia zebra (zebra mbuna), 1589 nucleotides long. RefSeq lists its product as uncharacterized. Lineage: Eukaryota; Metazoa; Chordata; Actinopteri; Cichliformes; Cichlidae. Gene Ontology annotation, molecular function: protein binding. The record is from RefSeq and is a predicted model, not a curated record.